AAAUACAAAACAGUGAAAUCGGACACCCUACAUUCCCUCCAUGUUUUCGAGUCCGAAGUGGGGAGGGGAGGGGUUUGAGAUGAAGAACGUGGAGGGUGGUUUCACGCGACUUGCCUCGUUCGUCUGCGAUUGUGAGCCAUUCUCGGAGGAAGACCUCAAAGCCAUCGACGCCUCUCUUUCCAACGCCACCAAUAAACGUCCUCGUUCCAACGAUCACCCUCCCCGCCGCCGCUUGCCCACAUCGCUUGUCGCUCUCCAACACCCUAAUGCUUCUUCUCUCUCGCCUCAUCCAGGCUAUUCAAGAAUGAGAUUACCUGUGUUGAAGUUUAGUGGUCAAAUUAUGUAUAGCAGGACUUUUGACGCUGUAGAGAAAGCUGCAGCGAAGCUCUUACAAAUUCUGGAAGAAAGAAAAAGAGAGAUGAUGCAAAUUGUGAUUGGAUUUGACAUUGAGUGGAAACCCACCUUUAAAAAAGGUGUUCCACCAGGAAAGGUGGCAGUGAUGCAGAUAUGUGGUGACACUAGUCAUUGUCAUGUUCUACAUCUAAUUCAUUCCGGAAUCCCUCAGAAUUUACAGCUUUUGCUUGAAGAUCCCACAGUCUUGAAGGUUGGAGCUGGGAUUGAUGGGGAUGCUGUGAAGGUUUUUAAGGAUUAUAACAUAUCUGUUAAAGGUGUGAUGGAUCUUUCUUUCCAUGCUAAUCAAAAGCUUGGUGGAGAUCAAAAGUGGGGUCUUGCAUCCUUGGCUGAAAAACUUUUAUCAAAACAGCUUAAAAAACCCAAAAAAAUAAGACUGGGAAAUUGGGAGACUCCUAUUUUGUCACAGGGGCAACUAGAGUAUGCUGCAACAGAUGCUUUUGCUUCUUGGUAUCUUUAUCAGGCGAUUAAAGAUCUCCCGGACCCAGACGCCCAGGAAGUUACUAACAGAAGUGGGGAAGUUGAUGGUGUACCGCAAGAAUGAUUACAUCUUUAGUGUUUGUAUUGAAUUUCAUUUAUAUUUAAUUAUUUACUUGUUCCAAGUAUCUGUUGUAAUAUUUUGUUAUUCCUGCUCGGACACUCAUUUGAGGGCGAAGAAACCCUUUAGGGAGUAAGUUAAGAAAAUAGAAUGGAAUAGAUAUGGUGGAUGAUGUGAUGACGAAAGAAGAAAAAGAUUAACACAUUGAGUGGAUGUAGAAUUUGAGGUGUUUAGGAUAAAAGCUGUUGAAAAAAAAAAGUUUAUGUAUGACCAAUGUAAGUCAUCUAAUCAAAAUUUCUACUCGUUACACAUAAUAAAA
This is a messenger RNA of Cajanus cajan (pigeon pea), 1268 nucleotides long. Its product is annotated as 3'-5' exonuclease. The record is from RefSeq and is a predicted model, not a curated record. Gene Ontology annotation, molecular function: 3'-5' exonuclease activity; nucleic acid binding. Gene Ontology annotation, biological process: nucleobase-containing compound metabolic process. NCBI's taxonomy places the organism in Eukaryota, Viridiplantae, Streptophyta, Magnoliopsida, Fabales, Fabaceae.